AUGUCACUCUUCUCCAGAUUUGAACAGAGUGACGGAAGAAAUGUAUCCUCCUUUCUCUGUUCCAACCGCGAGCCUGGGAAUUUAAAGUCCACAGAAGUAGAUAACUUGAUGGAAGCCCUGUUCGACUCUGCUGGUGGUGCUCUAUAUAGCAGCGCCGAAACCUCAGGGAACCGUAUCCAUAGCACGCCAGGAGACUCGGCUGCCUAUUUCCAUGCUAUAAGUAGCUCGUUGAUGUAA
Molecule: messenger RNA, 237 nt
Organism: Morchella importuna
Lineage: Eukaryota; Fungi; Ascomycota; Pezizomycetes; Pezizales; Morchellaceae
Exons: 4
Coding region: 1-237 (78 amino acids)
Source: RefSeq, a predicted model, not a curated record